Molecule: messenger RNA, 1436 nt
Organism: Durusdinium trenchii
Lineage: Eukaryota; Dinophyceae; Suessiales; Symbiodiniaceae
Source: the annotation of a GenBank genome assembly
AAUUGGUCGGUUGAAAACCCAGUGGGCAUCACCUUGUGGGAAACCGACAGCGCCAUGUUCUGCUUGUCGGUGGAGCAGAUGAGCGGCCAAGUGUUGACGCUGGAAGUGUCACCAGAGAUGACAGUCCGAGAGCUGAAGCAAAAGUUGAGGAUCUUGCGGCCAAGUGAAGAUGAGCUUGUGCGCCAGAUCACCAAGGUAGACCUGGUAGUUAAUGGCAAGAGCCUGCAAAACAACAAUACAAACCUCGAUGAGGCAGGAAUCUCUGCAGCCUCAGCAGUACAGGUCCUCUAUACCAUUGAUUCCGUUGAAUGCUCCAGGAAGGAAGACUCCUGUUGCCAUGCUCAAGACUUGCUGGCAGUUGUAAUCCCAAGUCAUGUGGUUCGCAUUGACCAGGAAGCAUUCUGCAACUGCAACUCCCUGGCUAGCGUGACUAUCCCCGACUCUGUGACGCGGUUUGAAGCAGGUGCCAUCCAAAACUGUACUUCUUUGGUUAGCGCGAAGAUCCCCGACUCUUUGACACACAUUGGGCGCAGAGCUUUCAGUUUUUGUCGCUCCCUAAGGAACUUGACCAUUGGAAACUCCGUGGUUCUCAUUGGGGAGGCUUCCUUUAGGGAUUGCAGCUCAUUGAGGAGCUUGGUCAUACCAGACUCUGUGAAAGACAUUGGAUCCUGGGCCUUUGAAGGGUGUAGCUCCUUGGAAAGUGUAACUAUCCCGGACUCGGUGAUUUAUUUCGGAGAGGAUGCCUUCAAGGGAUGCACUGCUUUGAAAAGUGUGACAAUCCCCCGCUCUAUGGUGCACAUAGGUCCAGGUGCCUUUAGUGCCUGCACUGCUCUCACAAGCUUGACAAUCCCUGGUUCAGUUACAUACAUAGAGGGAGGUGCUUUUGCAAACUGCAGGUCCUUGCCCAGCUUGACACUUCCCGCCUCUCUCAUCAUCAUCGGUGACACGGCUUUCAAAGGCUGCAGCUCCUUGCAAACCCUGACCAUCCCCAACUCUGUGAGAGAGCUGGGAUUCCAUGCCUUUGAGGGUUGUACCUCUUUGGUCAGUGUGAACAUCCCUGACUCAGUGAAAUCCAUUGGAGAUGGUGCCUUCAAUGGCUGCACCUCUUUGACCACAGUGCGAGUGCCAAGUGCCUGGCGAUUUCGCAAGAUCUCAAUAGGCCCUGGGGCCUUCGAUGGCUGUCCAGCUCAACCAGAAUUGGAAAGGGCAGGUUGCCAGGUACAAUGAUGUGCAGCGAAGCUUCUGACUGCAUCCGAAUCCGACCCAAGUGACUGUGCAUGGACGAUAAUGUUCAAAGUCUUGCUGUGAGUGCAAACUGGAUGGUGUCUCUCGGUUAUUUUUCAUGUACUGAGUACUGAGUGUUUACCGCUAUCGCAAAGCAGAUCAGGACGGAGAAAUCGUGAAUGUGACAGGACGAGCACAGACUCUCUGGACGA